AUGUCGGGCCUCGAGAAGGCUCUGUUCAACCUCAAAUUCACCUCCAAACAACUCAACCGCCAAGCCGCCAAAGCCGACAAAGACAGCCGCACCGAACAAGCCAAACUGAAGAAAGCCCUCACCACGACUCCUCCACAGCCCCAGAUCGCCCGCCUCUACGCCACAAACAGCGUCCGCAACUCGCAACAACGCAUCCAGCUCCUGACCCUGGCCGCGCGCAUUGACGCCGUCGCUGCCCGUGUACAGACCGCCAUCACUAUGCGCACCGUCACGGGCUCCAUGGCGCAGACGGUCAAGGGUAUGGAUGUGGCGCUCAAGAGCAUGGAUCUGGAGAAGAUUGGGACUGUGAUGGAGAAGUUUGAGAGCCAGUUUGAGGACCUGGAUGUGGUGAGUAGCUACUAUGAGGGCGUAGCGGGUGGGGUGGAGAGUCAGCAGGUUGGGGUGGAAGGGCAAGGGGAGGUGGAGGCUUUGAUGGGUAGGGUUGCGGACGAAGCUGGGGUGGAAUUGAGUCAGGAGAUGAAGGGUGUGCCGGAGCAGGAGGUGGCGGCGAAGCCGGAGGAGGAAAGGAGGGUCAUGGAGGAAGGGUUGGGCGAUCGGUUGAGGGCUUUGAGAAGUUCGUAA
Cyphellophora attinorum is the source of this 621-nucleotide messenger RNA. RefSeq names its product Vacuolar protein-sorting-associated protein 46. The coding region runs from base 1 to 621 and encodes 206 amino acids. NCBI's taxonomy places the organism in Eukaryota, Fungi, Ascomycota, Eurotiomycetes, Chaetothyriales, Cyphellophoraceae. The transcript is spliced from 2 exons. The record is from RefSeq and is a predicted model, not a curated record. Gene Ontology annotation, cellular component: multivesicular body; ESCRT III complex. Gene Ontology annotation, biological process: late endosome to vacuole transport; protein transport; endosome transport via multivesicular body sorting pathway.